Molecule: messenger RNA, 29954 nt
Organism: Pocillopora meandrina
Lineage: Eukaryota; Metazoa; Cnidaria; Anthozoa; Scleractinia; Pocilloporidae
Source: the annotation of a GenBank genome assembly
AUGGAUCAUUUUGAUUGGCUACUCCGGCAAGGGGCUACUCCUAGUCUUAACACAGGACCUAGCAAAGACCAUUCAGGUAGAAAAUUGUAACAGCCUCCAAAUCAAUUUUUGUUGUUGUUGUUGUUGUUUUGUUCUUUUGUUGUUGUUGUUUUUUUCAAUAUCAUGAAACAAAAAUACGAUCGUGGCACCAUUCAAAUCUGUGACCAGACCACUCUUUCAGAGGAGACGCUGGAUACCGAUUGACGUCGGAUGCCUAUAUGUAAAGUUAACGGUCAAACUAAAUUUUUGUUUUCAGGAAAUGGCUCAUACAUUUACAUCGAAACGUCACUUCCACGUAGGUAUCACGAGAGGGCCAAGUUAUACAGUCCUUGGAUGAGAGGCAACCAGCGGUUAACGUUUUUCUACUCCAUGUACGGCAGCGCCGUUGAGACUCUGUCUGUCUAUAUUAGAGAUCAGGCGGGAAAAGAAUUUAGGGUAUGGAGCCGUCAUGGAGGAAAACUUUCCAGCAGCUGGACUGAGGGCUGUACGACCUUGAAUUACACCGGAAGCUACCAGGUAGCGAGGCAAAUCUCAGUCAAUACACUAUACCAUGCACUAUGGGAAAAAAUAUCCUCGAAGAUCAAAGAUAAUUUAUUUUUGGAGUGCUGUUGCAUGUUAUUUGACCAUCCCAUUUAUAGUCACCUAUGAGCCCCAAUUUUUGCUUUACCACUUCGUAACAAAUCAUUCGUAUAAGCAUCAAGCAAGUUUAUUGGCAUCCGUAUCUCUCAAGAAAUAUAAAUGUCUUAAUCUGUUUCCUUGUUCUACUGAAUCGCUAAAUAAACCAGUCAAUCACUCUUGUAAAUCGUUGCUCUGACAAUGCUUACAUCAUUUCUUUUCAGGUCAUAAUUGAGGGUAUGGCAGGCGCAAGUUUUACAGCUGAUAUUGCCAUUGAUGAUAUUAGUUUCAGCACAAAUUUAACGUGCGUCUCUCCUGAGAAUAUACUGCCAGCUGGGGCAUUUGAAGGUACAGUUAGAAGAUAAAUGUCAAGCACAUUCUUACAACUGGAGAAAGCGAAUAUUUUUUAGCAAAUUUAUAUAUACGGAGGGAAUUAGUUUAUCUUUAGUAGACAAAAUACCUUUGUUUUCAAAGCAUCAGGUAUAUACGGGGACACACGGAGGUUAGCACUUAGGACUUCGGGGAGCAAGCCCCGGGCCGACUGCAAUAUUGUAUCGUGGUUCGGCCAAAAGACAUAAUCUCGUAGCAUUAAUAUGUGUUUCGGCAAGUUGUCGGAGAACUUAACGAAUUUAUGAGGCAGGUCAGUAUGUAGUUCCCCUACUUAAGCAGUAAUAAGCUUGGGAAUGAUGGACCUUGGUACGGACCCUUUUCCUCGUAAGCCGACUCUAUCGCAUUGACUAUGAAGGAAAAAGAUAAACUGACAGUAUGUCAGUGAAGCCUGAAAAAAUCAAGACGCUUGACCUGUGUUUGAAUAGAAUCCCAUACAGAGAGAGUGAAGCCACUUGCAUUCGCUUCAAUAGGCCUUAUUGGUGUAAGUCACCCGGCAAGAUGUAACCGUUCUUAAUUUCUGGUUAUGCAAAUAAUGUUCCAUUUUAUUGUUUAGUGAAUUUCUCCGUUCUACUUAACCGUUUGAAAUUCUAGUGAACUGUACUUUUGAUGAGGGUUUCUGCGGAUGGCGCAACUUGAAUUUCACCGUAGACCAAAUGGAUUGGGUACUAAGAAGACAUGGAACACCAAGCCAUGGGACUGGACCGAACGAAGACCACACAGGUUGGUACUUGAUCGCAAACGAUUUCUAGUGAAGGUAAAAAAGCCGCUUAUGUCUCAUUACUGUGUUCUCUGAAUCAGCACGCGUUUAUUCGCCUGAUUACAUGAUUUUUAUGCACAGUAGAGGAUGUGCAGUUCAAUACUGAGGAAUAAACUUAAGUUUAAAGCUAAGCAAAGCGUUUCUGUUGUAACUAAACUACAGUGAUUUCCUUCAUUUUCUUUUCGUUACUUUUUUUCUUCGCCGGUCGCGUUCUUGUCUAGCAGAGCAUGGAUCAUAAUAGCUGCUUAUCAGUAAUUAUUCGCACAUAUCUUUACAGGAGGUGGAAAAUAUAUCCACAUCGAAGCGUCACACCCGGCAAAACAACAUCAGUUUGCAGAACUGCUGAGUCCGUUCAUCUGGGGACCAAAAUGUUUACACUUCUUUUAUCACAUGUAUGGAUUACAUAUGGGAAGACUUGAUGUAUUGGUGAGGGCUGCGGGUCAACCACAAAGUUAUCUGACUUGGCAAAGGACUGGAAACCAAGGCAACCAGUGGAGAAAGGCCGUUGUCGAUAUACCUAAUGUGGACGAGUUUCAGGUAGGAUUUAUCUUAUCGAUUCCAUAGGGUGACGAACUCCGGCGUAAUGAGUCUGUCAACAAAGAUUCUUUCCUCUGGCACCUUACAUCCCACGGCCUCCUCUUCCCUUGAAAGCACUCGAUGAUCCUGGAUAAGUUUUUGAUACCCAUCCACGGAGCCUAAGAAGAAAAAACAUAGACCAGAAUCCGACUGAGGUCAACCCAAAUUUUCCUACAAUCUGGGCCGGGUUUGUUAGAUAGUUAGUAAGUUAGAUAUCGGAGCUAAAACUUCGAAUUGGAAGCGAACUAGAAGAAGAGAAAGAAGUAUUGAAAGGGCAAUAAAUUUGCAAACUGGAGAACUUCGUCCGAAAUAUAAAGAAAUACAUAUAUCGUACCGACGUUUCCAAACCUAUUUCAAUGUUUACGAUAGUGCUGAUGUUCUGAGCUUUAGCGUAGAAAUGAUUGUUUGUUGGAGUUCUCGCAGAAACAAGUGUCCAGACAAUUUUAAGUGAUAAUUACACCGAAGAAAGUAAAAUACCAAUAAGUAUAAAUUGCAAUGGUUUACGCGGCGAAAAAUUUCAGGAAUAUCAAUGACAAAAUUUUUGCAGGUAGCGCUACGAGGAGUCGUUGGCCCUAAUUACCAGGGGGACGUGGCAGUCGAUGAUGUGAUAUUGACGGAUGGAACGUGUGCAAAUCGAACCGAAACGUCAGGCGAACAGUUAGGUAUUUUACAACAGUAACUGCACGUUACAGCUGUACUUUACUACUGUUUCGUAAUAUCAUGUGGCCCUACUUAGCUGACUUCUUUGGUGAAUAUCAGUGGUAGCUUUGAGCAUUCACAUCAUAUUUCCAUAAUUUUUCGAUUACAGACAUUGUUCUCCAUAAUGCCUUCUUGUGCAUUUGAUUAUCAAUUGAGAUCAAACUGAUGCCAAAAUAAUGAAAUAAGGAAGAUUUCAUUUUCUUAAUUGAGUAUUGUUGUUCCUUUUGUUUGUUUAUUAGUUUUUAAUUUUCUUCACCACUUUUUAGUUCACCAUUGGACAAAUGUAUAAUACAAAAAUUUACCACGAUUGAUCUUUUCCUUCGUUCUCUUUCUAGGAAAUUGCAACUUUGAUUCCCAUUUUUGCUUUUGGAAGCCAGAUACCAAAGCAGAUUUUCAAUGGUCAAUCGGAAGAUUUACUCCGAGUGUUAAUACUGGGCCAAGAGCUGAUCAUACAUCAGGUAAUUUCUUGUUAGGAUUUUACUUUGGACACACUAGAGAACUAGUCUGAGAUGACAUUAUGUAUAAAUCUGUUAAAUGAGAGGCAAAAAAACAGCUAAACGUCAAGGUAAAAUAACAUCUCGAGCUGCAAUGCCCCUAAGUUGUCGAAUAUUGACAUUUCGCCUGCUAUUUUCAUCACUUUUUUCCUACUCUAUGUUUUUACUUCUACCGACUGACACAUGUAUCAGCUCACCUCGAACUGAGCUAAAGAACUAUGCCAACACUGCUUUCUUGAGGCUACUAUAGGUAACCCCAUUAUAAAAGUGCACAUUUCGAGGGUGAAUGCGAACACAGACGGUAAAUAAUGAAUUUGAAGAGGUUCCUGCUUGAAGAGAAUAUUGGAGGAAGUUCCUGACGAAGAAAAAGGGUUUUGAGUGACAAGAGACAAGAUGGAUUUUGUACCUUAGAAACUGUAUCUUUUUCAUUAUUUCUAUUAGCUCUAUUUCAUUAGCACUUUACAGAAACUAUGUUUGCUCUCCGCGUGAUCCCUUUUUUCGAUUUUGAAACGUAAAGAUUUUACAAGAAGACGAAAAGGAAACUAUAUCUGAGAGAAUGAUGUUGUAAAACGCGUCACGAUGUCAUCAGAUGCUUUAACAUCAUCUUAUUUCCAAAAAUAGGAUUUGGAAAGUUCCUUUAUAUCGAGGCUUCCGCUCCUAGAAGCCGUGGAGACACAGCGAGGCUUGAGAGUCCGUGGAUGCUGGGACCACAGUGCAUGACAUUUUAUUAUCACAUGUUUGGCUCCACUAUGAGCUGUGUUGUUAUCUACGUACGGAACCAAAAUGAAAACAGGAUUAAACCGGUUUGGCUUAAGUCCGAGAAUAAAGGAGAUCAAUGGAUACGCGAGCAAGUUAGUCUCAACGGGACAGGACAGUAUAAAGUAGGUUAUGUUGCUAUGAUUUUACAUCCACGCAAUAUUAACUCUAUAAAGAUCGUGAACAAUUCUUAACAUUUUGCUUUUCUCUUGCUGCGUAAGUUUAAGGAUUUUAUACGACAAAAUUUAGAUUGACAAUUACUUUUUUAAUAUUUUUAAACAGUAAAGCUUCAUUGAUAAAAGUCAUCGAUAUUAGUUUUCCGUCCAGUCUAACUUGUUAAAUAUUUCUUUAUUAAACAUAGUGAACCAAUUCUCUACCAUGAUUGUCUCUAUCGAUGACCUACCCUGUUAGACUGAUAGUUUUCAGAAGUGCCGGUAGGUACAGUUGUUUAUCUCUUUGUAGGUAGUCAUAGAUGGUAUCAGAGGCAGAAGUUACUCCGGAGAUGCAGCACUUGACGACCUCACAUUCCAAAGGGGAACUUGUUUCCAAAGAGGUACAUCUCUCUUCCAUCUAGAUAAUUCGCCACUUCAGUUUCGGUUUUGUACUUUUUGCAUGGUCCUGUAUUAUAUUUUCUUUACUUACCUCUCUCAUCUCCAGAAUCAAAAACCUUCUACGUUUCUUCGAACAAAGGCCGAAACUUUCGAAUAGGUUUGCAGCCCUCCGACCACAGCCUUUACUCAGAGGAAUUUCGAUUCACUCUGGAAAAAGCACGGGGAAAUGUGAAAGAGAAACCAUACUUUAUCUACCCUGCAGUGUUGAAGGAAAAAAUUUUCAUCACACCAAAGUUGGAUGUUGUUAAUUACACAAGCUUUCCUCUGGAUGUUGUCGUCCUAAGCAGUGGCACAGAGAUUAACGCUCGAAAGAUUUACUUGAUUGACAGAAGUCCGUACAGUCAGAUGAUAAGCCUCGAUAAUCACCGAAAUGACAGUUGCUGUGGGAUAAAAACAGUAUUCUCUUUUUACGCUCUUAAUGUUUCUAAACCAGGUGAGAAUACAAAACAAAGUAACACUCGUAAAGCGUUUGUUUCUGCUCAAAAUAGAAUACAUUAAAAACACCGUGGUUAUAGAGAUCAUUCUUAAAGUCGUCUGCAAGAAAAUCUAAGGGAAAGGAACCUUUUACAUGAGGGGUGCUAACAUAAAUAAGAAACCAUUAACUAAUGAUUAAUGUUUCGGGCCUUAUUUUUUUAGGCGGUAAUAUAACCUCUGGAUGCGAACCCGGCUGGCACAGAGCUGGUACUUCCUGCUUUCUGUUCUAUUUAAGCUCAACCUUUAAGUGGAGUGACGCACGAAGGCUUUGCCACCUAUCCAACGCCGAUAUUGCCGUUGCCAAGGACGCGUCCACGAUGGACGCUUUAGCCAAUAGGAGAAGAGAGCUAAAAUUUGACACCCGCGGUGGAAUUUAUCUUGGAUUGACCGGUCAAUUCAAUUGGGUCUGGAUAGAUGGACAGGUGGUUUCUAAUAAGUAUAAUCUGUGGGGCCCGAGGGAGCCGAGUGGAGAUGGAAAAUGUGGGUCUUUCUUGAAUGCUAUAAGAUGGUCUUCCAACUGGGUUGGUUAUGGAUGGCGCUGGAACGAUCAAUCGUGCAACAGUGUUAAAGGGUACAUCUGUGAACAGCCAUUCGGUAUGGUUUCCAAAGAUACGUAAUUAAAAUUUAGAAAUCGAUCUAGUAAAAAUUAUUUCAGUUGCUCAAACGGAAACUUCUUCUGCAGUUUAAUACAAAUUUUGAGUUAUUUUCGCGUUGAUUCAAAGUAUUGUAUUCCAUUUAGAGAUGGUGCUUAAGAGCCUCAGGCUGCGAAAUUUGUGGGGAUAUCUGCCUUUCUCCUCAAAACGAGGGUAAUGGAGGGCUAACUAAGCAAAAUUCCCCCCAUAAACUAUCCUGGAUCAGAAAUGAUAGAGCAGCAAAGACAUAUAGAAAGAUAGAGUAGCAAAGACAUGUAGAAAAAAUGAGUUCAAGGUAGAGUGUGCUUUGCGUAAUUGUUCUUUUUCAUUUUUCAUUGGCCUAUAAUACAAAAAAAUAUGCUUCACCGACCGUGAUAAACGUAUUAAAUACCAUUAUGUCUUGAUGAUCACGACAGUCGUUUUUUUGUGUGUUGUAAGAUGUUCCUAUGCCAGUGGCUUUCUUUCCUCUGAGAGGUGCUAAUGGAACGGUAGACUUGAGUCCAAAUGGAGCCACUGAAGCUAAGUCCUAUGGCAUUACGUUUGCACCUGGUCCUUUUGGAAAUCCAAAUGGCUCCUUCUUCUUCAGUGGUAUGAAUGACAGUUUCGUACACCUCGAAAAUAACGGAGAACUUGACACAAGGUUUUCUACUAGUAUUUUUUCUUGGGUGUAUCUCCAAAACUCCACCGGGUUUAUUUACAAGUUUGAAACAGCUUAUGCAUUUUUUACUUGCUCGCUGAAGGUGAUUCAUCAAUCACUUGGUGUUCGAGUGACAUAUAUGGAUAGGAAAACUUUAAAGGCAUACUUUCUCUACAAGAGAAACAUCUUGAAAUUAAACAAAUGGAACUUUAUUGGAACGACGUAUGAUUACCAAACAGGAAUUGCAACUAUUUUUGUCAAUAAUAGUGUUGUGACCCAAAGAGUUCUCAAAGUAAAUAUGGAACUAAGUACGGCUUCAGGGGUGCUGAUUGGAGGUACAAACAGAUGGAAUAGGUUCUUUCGCGGCAGGAUCUCCUGUUUACAAGUUUACAAUCAGGCACUAUCGAUAGAGCAAAUAAUCAAAGUCAAGACAAGGUGUAAUAAAACUGGUGAGUUGUUGAAUACUUUUACAAAUCCUUGAGUAAUGGUUUUUAAAAUGUUUCUAUUUCUUGAAAAGCCAAAAUUUCCCAGUUUUUCAGCUUUAUAUAUCCACAUGCCUUAUGAACAAGCAUUUUCUAAAUUAAAUACUAAUUCUUUUGUGAACAAAAAAACCCAAACAACACUGAAACCCUGCAUCAGUAUUCUUCAUAAGUACUCUUAAAAAUACUGAUUUAGAGCUCUUCACAGACAGCUUUCGCUGACCAAAGGAUUGACGCAGUUUAACUGAUAGCUACCAACUAGAAGAAUUUAUAGAGCCUCGGUAUAGUAUAUGCCAACGAACUGGAAGUCCCUUUUUAAAAACCCUACUCUCAACUUUUUUUCAGCACCAUUUGCAUGCGGUCCAAAUUUCUUCCAUUUCCGAGGUGGUUGCUUCUCUAUUCACACCCAGAGCGCACUGACAUGGAAUUUCGCUCAAAUGGAAUGCAAUCGAAAAGGUGGUACACUGGCCAAAGUAUCACGGGAAGGCUUAAGGUCUGCCUUAUCUAACAAGCUGGAAGGAAUGAGGCCAAAACCGGAGAACUUGCAUAUUGGUUUCUUUGCGCGAGAUGACUGGGUUUGGAUUGAUGGCAACCCAUUGAAUGCCUCCCUGUGGAUGCCUGGAUAUCCUUCCGGCUACCAUGGAGUCCAGAGUUGUGCAGUUCUCUCGGCUAUUUCAUCAAGAAUUAAGAACGUAGAUUGCAAAACGUAUAAGAAUGCUCUGUGCUUCAAACGGUCCGGUAUGUCCCACAGUCUAAACUGCCAGCGAAAUAUUUGGCAAAAAAUUGCCAAUCAGUCUGUUAUCAUGCUGACUUUUCAAGAAAAGCCUGAUCUUAAAACACAGCGAACAUUACUUAAACCGAUUUAUGACACGAAAUGAAACUUGAAAAGAUAUUCUCACCUUUUUUUUAAAGUAUUUUUUACAAUUGACUGGUAUCCGCGAACAUGUGUAAUGACUUUUCCUAUGAUUCUUCGGCCACAAACAUAAUUAACUUUCAUCAUUACUUUUAAAUCUCUCAGAAAAUUCCUUUUCACGUCAAAAUUUGCUCCAAAGCUCGAGUGUUCUGCUACCACAUGAACUUUCUCUGGCCAUUGAUAGAUCCUUUUCCACAUGCUUUAGGUCAAAAAAGGUAAGGGUUAUUGUGAUAGAAUAUAUAGCCUAUAUGCAUAAAUAAAUAAAUAUAUAUAUAUAUAUAUAUAUAAAAUGAACCUUUGAUUGAUGGUGACUCAGACAAUCGUCUGUCUGUUGUAGCUUUUGUUUGUUUGUUUGGGUAUUUUACCAGUUUCUCGUUGUCUGUGUUCCUCUCAUUAUUUCUCAUAUUUUUUCUUGCCCUCGUUUCUUGCAGGAGUCCAACCCUUGGUGGCAGGUGACCCUUGUAAAGCCCCUUCACGUUGAAUCUGUUGAGAUCACCGAAAACAUUGACUGCUGUCCACAAGAUAAAGGAAUACUCAACAUUAACGUAUCUACAGAUGAAACCAGUUUACCAUCUUGUACCAAGUCCGUAUCCUAUGGGAAAUCGUGGGAUUAUAAAGUACGCUGUUCUCCUCCAGCGCGUGGACGUUAUGUGACAUUGAAAUUGAUUGGUAACAAUGUCACGCUAGUUCUUUGCCAGGUUGUGAUUCGCACAAUUGGUAAGUCUCGCCUGUUGCAGUAAAUUAAUUAAAGUUUAUACACAACUGUGGUAUCCACGUUACUUCGAAGCUUCCUCUUUCAAAGGAACCGCAGGAGAGAGGUCUCUCACGCAGCUUUGUUUUAUACUUGCCACUUCGUUCGGUCAAAAGAUAAUUGAUUAAAAUUGAAAAGUUUCUGCCUUGUUACUGUUUACAUAGUAAAUUUCCGCUCAGUUAUCCAGAGAACACACACAUUUGCCUAUAUACUGACAAAAUAACAAUUUUAAAGCUUUUAGUGCAACUUAAUGACACUUUGUUGUUCAGAACUUGUAUCUUUUCGUACACAUCUUGCAUUUCAAAUGUCUUUUUUUUUUUCAUAGCUAGGGUGUGUUUAUCUUCGUUCAUUUGGCUCCCAUCUAUCGUUAUUUUGUAGAGUUUACAGGGGAAAUCCACGGAGUCUGGCGUGAUGCAUGGUAUAACGUUAACUACGACACUAAAAAGGCACCAACUAUGCGCGAAAAUCCUGCUUUCCGAAUCAAACCUCAAAGCCAAAUAAUCUUGCGAAAUUUCGAUGCACCAGUAAACGUGGCAGAAAAGUACAUUCAACGUUUGACUAGUUACUUACAGGUACGUUUUUCACUAUAAUUGUGAAUACAAGUCAUCAACCAACUCUGGGAAAUCGCCUCGAGAGUCAAUAACGGUCUUUCAAUGUGGUAACGGUUGAAAUGACUGCUUCACCCUUAGUAUUUCGUGGAAAGUCAACGAACAAAAAUCGCACAACAGAAAAAUCUAAGGUGGGAAUUUCGAAUAUAUUAUCUCAACGAAUAUAGAGGUGGAAAAAGUGCACUCGCUUUUCCAUAAAUUCCACCUGCGUACUGGAACUCGUAGAAAAUCGCGUGACUUAGAAUGAGUGGCAGAACAGCGAAACAGCGAAAUAGCUCAUCAGAAAAAAGUAUUCGAAGAUGCAAUUUUGUGUAACCUUGGGUUAUUCUGUGUCUUUCCUUUUAAAAUUUAGAAAUUGAAUUUAUCCUUUCACAGGCUCCUGAAAGUGGCAAUUACACAUUUUACGUGUCAUGCGAUGAUUUAUGUGAACUAUGGAUGCACGAUGUUACUGAGGAAGGCAUUGAAAGUGUUGACAAGAAGUCAGAAAGGACUGUUUCAAAGCAACCAAUCAUUACCGUUGAAAGAUGGACUGACCACCAUCAAUGGGACAAGUAAGACAAGUAAAAGAAUAAUUGAUACGGUUGGUUUCGCUUAAAACUUGAACGUGCAUCCUGGUACGUUCAAAGAUAUUCGGGGAAACCAUUUCGACAGAUUUUUAAAACACUCAAAGAAAAGGAGCAUUACUGCUGUUCAGAUUCACACAAAAAACCGCCACAAGCUUUUUAGGAAUAUACCACAAGGUUUCUGGCUGUUCUUCUUUUAUAUCACGCUUUUUUGUUGUUUUUGUUGUCUUUUUUUUCAGGUAUAAAGACCAGCAAACAUCGCAACCAGUCUAUUUGGAAAAAUGCCGCAUUUACCAAAUGGAGGUCUUUAUGAGUGAAAUAGCAGGCCUUGACCACGUAUCUUUGGGCAUGCGUAGACCAAAUGGUGAAUAUGAAAGACCUAUUCCAGGAAGAAGACUAUUUUGGACUAAACCAGGUAUGACUUGCGCUUGUGUCGUAAGAUAUAUCAGCUGUCAUGGCCGGGAGGCAAGAGUCAUUCAGAAUCGUAGUGGAGCUAUCAUUAAAUUCUUUACUGUUUUUUUAAUUGUGAUAGGGACACGCAGGCUAGAAUUAACACUCGACAAUCACGAAACAUUUAUAUCAGGCUUUGUUGGUUCGGAAUUGCGCAUUUCAGGUGAGUUACACAGGUCUUGCAUGUUAAUUAUGAUGCUACAUGUACCUUUAAGUUACCAGAAUAUUAAAAAUUAACCGACCUCUUAUCCUCAAAUUUUCUUUUUUAACAUGAAUGACUGUCUUAUCAUCGUUGGAAAAAUUAGCUGGCAUUAUAAUUAUAAUUAUAAUCAUUUCUAUUACGAAAUAUUUGUAAUAUGGGAGUUUUAGGAUUAGAAAAGUAACUUUACUAUUUUCUACAGAAGCUUCGAUUGUAAAAUAGUAAACCUUUAAUGAAAAAGAGUUACUCCUUCAUCCAGCUCAGGAGAAAAAGCUAAAAAAUUGAGUUGCUCUAAUAGACGUCAGACGUGGAACACAAUCCUUCUGAUUUUUAUUUCAAAUAGGAUUUUUCCAGUUCUGUUGCGAUGGUUUGUAUUGCCCAAACUGCCCGUUACAACUGGAUAUCUUAACGCUUGGACAAAAUAUAACAGUGAAUCCAGCAGUGAGCCUGUCUUGUGUGAACACAUCCUUCACGGCUGUAUUUGACACUAUCAAACAGCCAGGGAAUUUCACAGUGGAGGUCAGUGCACGUGCGUUAUUGACCAAGCGUGAGGUCAAGAUGGCUGAAUAUCGGCCAAAUUCUUUGCUUUACGUUUUUUUGGAGUGACACGAAGUAGAGGUACAUAAAAAUUAAAAAGAAGGACGAGAAUUACAUGCAGUCAUCUUGACCAAAUACGCUUUGUCAAUUAAUGACGUAUUAUAAAGCAAAAGAUCUCACUUCAGUACGAAUCAAGACUUACUUGAUUAUUUUGCGGCAUAGUAACCAAAUGAAACUUUUUCAUGUUUUCUCUGUUUUGACUGUCCUCUGUGGCUUUUUGCGAUUCCCUACCCAACAUUAUCCGAAAAUUAGGUCAGAUAUAUAACAUUAAAGGCAGAUAGCCUGUUUUCAUAGACAUAACUCAACUUGAACCUCAUUUACGAGGAUACGUUAUACCAGUUCGUUAAAAUGUGAGCGUCACAAUUUAGUAAUCGUAAAGUAAAAAAGUUGCCAAAAAUAUUUAAGGUGUGCUAUUUUUUUAAACCUGUCUUAAAAAGAUGACUAAAGAAAGGGUGUUCCCAUGGAGAAAGUUUCCAACAGGCUCUUUAACAUGUCUGCAUAUCAAAACAGGUUGCUUCUUCGUUUCCAAGUAAUCAGGAGAAUAUUGUCAACCUGAGAGUGUUAGGCCAUCUCCAUCUUCAAGGUGAAUUCCGUUCUUUUUCAACCAGUUGAAGCCAUUUUAUAGCAAUAAAUGGGCCAUCUGAUUUAAAUGUACUACGUUUUCAUCGUUGAAAGCAACAAUAGUUUGGAAUCUUUCAUGUUUUGUUCAAUUUUGAAACUUCAAGAUGUCGCUUUACAUUGGCCAUGUUUUAAUGUCACGGUGCUAAAAUGAGUUCUACUUCACGCUUAACUCUUCUCUCGCCUUGCUCGAUCUUUUUCGUAUUUGAUUUUAAAUAGCAAUUUUCUGUCGGUUCUAAUUUUUAAACAUUUUUAUCAAUUUACUUAUCAGCCGUGGUGGUAGAAGAUUGCUAUUUCCAGUCUGGAUAUUGCGGAUGGGCAUACCCUGAGGACAUGUCCAGAAAGUGGAAAUUGUCUGGUGAUAAUACCUUUAUUAACUAUCCAGGUUAGUUUUAAGCAGAUAGGGAAAUCUCAGAGCUGCAGAGGUCGCGUGGCUUGAAAGGAGCGUAGGAAGGAGGGGAAGGGAGGAGGGUAAUUCAAGUUAGCGCCAAAAAAUCCGCGAAUCUGAAGAAAAUAGAAAGUAAAAAUAUAUUUUUAAGUGCUAUAUGCUUUGUUAGUCCGUCUUCCUUGCCCUAUGAGUAUGAGCCCGCUGAUUCAAAAUUAGAGGCCAUGCUAGAUGCUAAUCACUUGCAAAUUGUCUGGGGAACUCGUCAGGGAAAAUGCAGGGGUGGAAGGAGAGGGAAGGGGAAUAACUCGAAAAGAAUAACAUCCCUUUCAGGAGGAGUAACGAUACAUUAAGGGCACUGAAACCAGGCUGUACAGCGGCUGUACGUCUGAAAAUCAAUUUUGUUUCUUUAAUGCUCUCACGAUGUUCUUUCCUUAGCAAGGCACUUUACAUCGGAUACUUCCGAUUUUGGCUCAGUUGAAACGCGAUAGUUAAUCGCAAGUAACCUAACCCUAAUUUGUCCUUACAGGUAGCUUCGCCUAUGUCGAUGCUUCUUACAAAGCACGGAUGGAGAGUCCGAUAUUACCGUGGAAGCCGUUUCACCGAUCCGUGGGCUUGUGUUUCCGGUUUAAAUAUCUCCUGCCUGCUAAGUCAAAGCCGACCCUUAAGGUUUACCUGCGGGAUCCAAAUAAACGGAAUGUGGUGUUAAUAUGGCACAUGACCGGAAACCACGGUGAAAAAUGGUUACCGGCUCAGGUUGCUUGGCCAGGAGCCAAGGGAAUUCAAGUAAGAACAGAGAAAUGAAGAAGUAAUGCCCCAUACUUCACUUAUUUAAUUAAAACUUGAUAGUUCUUCUUGGUGUUACACUUUUAGGUUAUAUUCGAAGGAGAAGGCGUUCUUGAAAACAAGAUCAACGUUGCAAUUGAUGACAUCAUCAUAACUACUGAGAAUUGUUCACUACGACCCUACUUUGCGCAGCCAGGUGAUUCUAUUUUCAUUUCUAGGAAAGGAUAUCUCAAGAACAAAGGUUUAACAUGAAUGUUAAAGUUCCUUCUGUUAUUUAUCUCUGAUUUGUUGUCCAUGGUUUCAGUGGCAAAUGGAAUAAAUAGAUAAUAUGGGAGGGGGUGUUCAGGGUGCGAAGAGAUUUAAAAUAGAAACUAACAGAUUGUUCUAAAUUGACAAUUCUGAGUUCCUUUUUUUUGUCUCGCUAGGAGCAAAAUCGCUAUCUUUUUUAAAGUAUUAACAGAAACUGCAUAACAUUAGACGUUACAAAAUGACUCAUGACCAAAGGUUAAACAUUAAAAUGGCUCGCGGUGAAUGUUGAAACUGUAAAGUUGACUUUUUUUUCAUGCUUCUAGUUCACAUUAACAGAUUUUUCGUUUGCCCAACAUUUCGAUUUGUGCGAUUUGUUUCAUCCUAAAUCUGGCCUUUACACGAUUAGGUUUCAAGUGUAACGAUGACCAGUUCACCUGCAAGAAUGGUGAAUGCGUCGAGAAGAAUUUGUUGUGUGAUGGCGAUUUUGCCUGUAAAGAUCAUUCAGAUGAAGAGAAUUGUGAGUGUCCAUCCAGUAAAUUCGCUUGUCAAGGAGGAGGAUGUCUGCUGGCAACGGCUGUGUGUGACGGUAACGAGGACUGUGCCGAAGGUGACGACGAAAAAAACUGUCGUGAGUGGACUUUGUGUAUUUAGUCAAAUUAUCAUGAUAUUCAGAUACUAUACGGAUGGUCUAUUUCCAUCCCUCAGAAAUGUGCAUUAUUCAUUUGACAGGUAAUCCAUGUCCUUCUAGCCACCAAUGCCUUGAUGGAUCGUGCAUUUCUUGGUCAGAUACUUGUAGUCAAACACCCUUCUGCAAGGACGGAACUAACACACCAUCUGUGUGCGGUAAGUAAGAAACGGGAGUGGAGUGAGCAUCAAAAAGUCUAGUCAGAAUUAGAUAACCGAGUCUUUAACAACAAAAGAGGAUCUGGCUAGGAUCUGAACUUUUCCGGCCUUGUUUCACAGUAAUUUUUCAAAGCUUUUGCUUAAUGCUAUUAUGAGAACCAAAAGUCGUCGUAAAGGUUCUGCGCAUUUUGUGCAGGAUUUUUUUAUCAAGAUCUCCCGGGGAUUUCCCCAAAUCAAAAAUAGUCUGAGAGUAAUUUCAUAGAGGUCAAAAGAGGAAAAAUUUCUGCAAAAGUUUUUCAAACUUUUUAUGAUUGUGUCAUUGUGUUUAUCAGAUUCAUUUAGUUAAAAUUUCUGCUCUUUUCACGGUGUCUUGUCUAUCAGCAGCUACAAAUUUUGCUUGUUGUCUCAUCUGUUUGUUUUCUAGGUUCUGGCAGGUGCACUCUUAACGAUUUAGCUUGUACCUCCAAAAAUACCACAGCCCAAAAGAGAUGCAGAUCUUUCAGAGGUAGGGCAAGAAAAAAGUUUUGAAUUAGUUGUAACAAGUUUUUACGCAUAAUAAGCUAUUUUUGCCAGAAGGAUUCUUUUCCUUAUUCACGCACUGGAAGAAAAAUAACCUAGAAUGCUUUGAAAUCGCUUGCAACAAAUGUUCUACAAAAGGGUCAAAUUUUUCUUCGAAAUGGGAAUCAGUAAUAACAAUUUUACAUCAAUCGAGUAUUGAUUUACCUCACAUAUAGAAAAAUAGAAAUCUUGGGCGUUUGUUCCAGAUUUUGCUAUCAAAUUGUUAGUGUGUUUUUGUUGUUGUUUUUGUUGUUUUUAUUUUUGUAAUCGUGCUUUUGCGUUGUCCGCUGGUCCUGUCAGGUAUCUGCAACUUUCAAACAGGCCGCUGUGGAUUAAAGCCUGACAAGAAUGCUACUUUUCAAUGGACCGUGGGCUCUGGCCAGACGCUAACGGAAAGAACUGGGCCGAGUUAUGAUCAUACAUCGUUCAGCAAGGAUGGUAAGACAGUCCUUGAACAGAAAUCCCUGCUGCCAGGAAAGCUUCAAUAAAGCAACAAGGAGAACUAACGAAUACAAAUGAAAUAACUUUUAUCAUUUAUAAAAUGACAGGAUAUAACAAUAUUUGAAAGAGUUUGUAAAGAAACUAGAGAUUGCAUCGGUCCUGCUUCAUUUCGCUGUGUGAUUGGUCCAGAAAACUCGUGCCACCCCUAUUAAUCAGUGCUUUCAAAGCUGAGGACACACACGAUUUCAUUUUUAAGGCAACAUGUUUGGUCCUCUAAGGGACAUAUUCCAUCGCUCUGAUUGGCCACUCUAAUCACUUUGGUUUUGGUUUUGGUUUCACGAAACUCAAAAGAAAAGCGUUCUAAAACUCAGCCAAAACACUGCUAAUUUUAUACGCUAUUAAACUGAUAAUGAAUUGAUUCAUAUAAUUGCAUUCAAAAUUUGAAUGACGAAACAGGCACCAAAAUAAUCGUGUAAUGUAUUUUUACAGGUUCUUAUAUCUAUAUCGAAGCUUCUCGAAGAAACUUUGGAGACGAGGCAAGAUUGCUGAGCGACUGGAUGGAACCUAAUGAAACAGUUUGCGUUAAGUUCUGGUUUCACAUGCACGGGCCGGACAUUGGUAAUCUGAGUAUCUACCUCAAAACUAACCAAUCAGAAACGCUUGUUUGGAUGGUGUCGGGAGAUCAAGGAAACCGCUGGAGAUUUGGUCAAACGAGUCUGAAUAGCACCCAUUGGUCUAAAGUAAGUGUUCAAUUUCUCAAAAAGAUUUGCAACGAAAAGCCUUCAAUCUAUACGAUUUCUAUCAGCACAAUUCUCUUAUAAUAGAGGACGAUUAAAAUGUAUGAUCUAUGAUGCGAUCUGAUUCAGUAGCUGCUGACUGGUGGCCAACCGAAAGUCUCUUUCUUUGUAUGAACAUGUUUUCAUGGGUUCCUAAUUAGAAGGAUCUCUUUCAUAAGGGUAUUCAAAAGUGUACACUGUAUCUUAAAAAAUUUAGGCAGAGGAUAAUAACCAGAUAUCCACUUAAUCACAUUUUUUCCAACAAGACAAGAAACUUAUUUUACUUAGCAAAACUUAUUUUACUUCCGUCAUCGGCUUUUUGAAGCGUUAAAAAGGUCAACCUUUGUUUAGUAUCAGUAUUGUUAUUGUCAGAUUGUACUAGAAGGAACAGUUGGCACUGGAAGUAAAGGUGAUAUUGCAGUAGAUGAUUUCACGGUGUUGGACGGAGCAUGUGAGAAAAUUUUAAAACAAAGUAAGUACAUCUAACGAGGUGUUUGCAGACGAUCAAAUUAGUAAUAAAGGCCUCAAGACAAGUUAACUACAUUUUUAUAUGUAAUAUUCCCGUCCAGUAGUGUUAUUUUAAGGAAAAAAGAAACACAAAUGGCAUCUAAAACCUAUUCCUCUUCUUAAACCAUCGACAGCGAGUCCAGACUGCUAUUUCGAAGGGAGUAUGUGCGAUUGGCACGUUCAUGAUGGAUGGGUUCUGAAUACUCAUGUAGCGGGAAUGGGAAAGCGAGGUAAGCUGUGAGAUCGUGAGUUAGCGCUAACGAAGUAUCUGGCGAUACUUUCGCCAUCUCUGAGAGAGAUGAGUUUGCCUAACUUUUUCCAAUAACUUUGGGAAAAAAAUGCAGAAUUCUUAAAAGUGUUCUUAGGAAACGACAUUAUACCCUCGGCAAGUUUCAAAAUGGCGCCUUCCAUGGCAUAUUUUUAGCAUAUUUAAAGACGACUGUCAAAAAUUUAGAAUAUUCUUUGGAAUCUCAAAAUUGGUCAGCGGUAAAAGUUCAGUGUCAAGAGAAUAACACUCAUUUAACACGACGUCGAAUUUUAUUGUCAGUAGGAUACGCUUCUCUUCCGGCCAGAAAAUCAGAACUGCUAUCUUUUCUCUCAUCUCCUAUCAUCAACACAAAUGCCUACGAAUGGAAAUGCCUUCGCUUCUGGUAUCUCAUCGCCGACAUAGCUCAUGUUCAAGUUCAACUCUUGAGCAGGACGUCACUAACUGUGUUCUUAGGCAACGUAAAGACGAACAAAACUCAACUGCUUUUUUAUGCGGAAGAGGCGACCAACGCAUGGCAAUAUGUACAGCUACCGAUACCAAUCAACUCAACUCAAAUUCAGGUAGUUACUAGUCUCCUCCGCAACCUCUGUUCUCGUCUCGAAACGCGUUAGCUACCCCACCAUUAACAGGCACAACUUGAGGGAGUGGAUCAAUAGACCAAGCAAUGGCUGCGAAAGAAACUAGAGAUUUGCAUUUCUCUCUGAAAACUCCAGAGUGAUCACGAUUUUAUGAUUUGCACGUGCUUUCUAAGACAGUGUUGCUGGAACUAGAGUGGGUUUUAACCAAAUUAUGAUUUCUUUUCCCCUCAAGACACAUCUUUUCAUGGUUGUAUGUACAUAAAUCUUCUCAUAAUUGCUUUCUUUUUUUAUCGAUAACAGAUUCUGUUUAUUGGUAUCAAAAGAUUCUCUCCCAGACCAUUUUUAGCCAUCGAUGAUGUUUCUUUCACCAAAGAACCUUGCAAACUAAUUCCUUGGAGUUCUGGUAAAGAUAAAGAUUACUCUAGAUGUCAAUUCUUCAUAGUAAAACUGAAGUUCGUGUCACUUAGUUUUUACAUUACCGACAUUCGCUGUGCCCGUUUACCUCUUACUCCCACGAAUAACCAACUUAAGUAACACUGAGGUGAACUGGUGGGUAUUCUGGGCGAAAUAUGCCGAUAGAAUGAAUGUCAUUUUACAAAAAGCCAAUGAUUUGUGAUUCCAAGAGACCGAAAUAAGCCGCCAUCCCUACGUAUGGUUUGCAUUUCAUGAAAUAUACGUCAUUCAUGUAGGGGAAUGGAGAUCUAGAUUUUGGGGUUAGAUGGCUAAAGGAGGAGAGCCACAAUAUUUUUGGGACCAAAGCUACAUUGGAAUGGUUGGAGAAACUGAGACGGUGCAUUUGAAGACCUUUUGGGGCUUUACGUUUUAGAGGGCCUGUUUUAUCUUGUUGCUCCUUCUUAUCGUUACAACUGACUGUACCCCUAUACCCCACCCCCCGCCCCCCAUGUGUUACUUGAUAAAGAGGAUCUUGUAAUUUGUGUUUUCUUUCUUCUUUUGACCUCCAUAAUUUCUUCCAACCAUGGCAAACACUGCUAAGGAAGUGCAGAGUAUUAUCUACAGUGGAUCCUUGCCUAUUCGUUCUAUUUCACUGAUGGUCAAAUUCCUUUUUAAUCCCUAAAAACCAUCAGAUUGUCAAAAGCCUCUUGGCAUGGAGAAUGGAGCUAUCUCCGACUUACAAAUUUCUGCAUCUUCGCAAUGGGAUGCCCAUCAUGCCCCUCCCCAGGGGAGAUUACAUUUUAAACGAUCAGGCGUUAAACAAGGUUCUUGGUCAGCCAGAGUAAACGACGGUAACCAAUGGCUCCAGGUCGAUCUGGGAAGUCAGUACACGAAGGUAACGGGAGUAGCAACACAAGGAAGGAAUGGUCAUCCUCAGUGGGUAAAAAAAUACAAGCUGCAGUAUAGCGAGGAUGGAGUAAGCUUCCAGUAUUACAAGGAACCAGCAGAUACUGAAGAGAAGGUGAGCUGGACUUUACACAUCGCAAUCAAAAUUCAAUUGUCUCUUUCAUGAAAAAAAAAAACAAUCAAACAAACAAACAAAAUUGCAUUUGGUUAAUGGUAGUUUUCUUUGGUUUGAUUGUGUUUGGUUCAGCUCAAAUCAAGUUAGGUCGAGUCGAUAUGAGUCGCGUCGGAUCGGAUAGGCCGCCUCGCGUCGAAUCGGGUCGGGACAGUUCGAUAUGAGCUGGGCCGGGGUGGGAUAGGAGCGAAAUGGGUCGGGUCGGUUAAUUUACCUUUUUUUAGCCGGGUUUAGUUUGAUUCAGUUCGGAACAGUUCGGGUUAGUCGGGGCGGGUCGAGUCGGUUCGGCUCGGUUUGAUUGCGUAUAGACGGAUUCGGCUCGGCUGAGUUCGAUAUUGCUGGAAUCAGUUUUGUUCGUUUGGGCUUGUUUUGUUAGUUUGGACUUGUUCUUUUUCCAUUUUGUUCGAUUCUAUUUUCAUUUAAAUUACUUCAGGAGAAGAAUACAAUUUAGACAAGAUAUACGAGCAGUCCUUCAAUUAACUGUACUACCAUUUUUUCAUGAAGGUAUUUGAUGGAAACACGAAUAUGGACAGUGUCGUUUUUCAUCAAGUUGAUCCACCUAUCAUAACACGUGUAAUCCGCUUUCGACCGAUAGCUUGGAAAGGCCACAUCUCCAUGAGAGUGGAGCUCUAUGGCUGUAAAGGUAAUGUAUAUAUCGUUUCAUGAAUCAACACUGUCUGAUAAAGCACCGUCCUGCACGUAAAUCAAUAGUGUUUAUUCUUCCUUUAGAAAGUUAUUAUACCGGGAAACACUCUCGUUUGCCUUCUAUUCUAUUUUCCUUAUGCAUCUGAUUCUGAUAAAACACAAGUCUUUGCAUUGGUGACAAAAUAACUAGGUAAUAACUAGUGAUAUUAGAAGUAGUAGCAGUGACAGUGGCACUGGUUGGCAUAUAGGGAGGUCUCUGUUAAUCUUAGCUGAGUUGAUCCUCUCCUGAAAUCAUUAAGCUGACAGCUCCUGUGACAUAUCGCAAGAUUGGUGUGGAUGGAAAAGCAUUCAUGGCUGGAAGCGACUCAAACACAACGAGCUUGACCAUGUCUAUCAGGACAAAGGUAAUAAUACCAACAAUGACGAACAAGGCGGUGUUGCUGACUCAGACGACUCAACUGGCUUUGGUGGGUAAAAUUUUUAAUGGCUGUGAAUAUAUUAAAAUCAUACAACUCUCAACCAGCGGUUAGGGCACCUCACCGGAGAUAUAGCAGAGGUCAUGGGUUCAACUCCCAUACCGACCAGAAUUUGAUUCAUAAUUUUUUAUGCAUGGUAUGUAUACAUAACUCUUCAUUAAAUUUUCUCAUAUCUAUUUCCUAUUUGCUGUUUGGGAACACUGCUCUCACGAACUAAGAGACUUUUAAACCACAACUGCUAUUGUAAAGCGCUGCGAGGUGUUUUAACACUGAGAUUUUAAAAGACGAACCCAACGGAGUGAUUGACUGUACGAUGUGGACAGGAAUCUCCUAGUGUAAAACUCAAGUGCCUAAACUACUCUGCCAUGUGAUAUCAGUGAGUUUGACCGUAGUAUUAACAACAAACGACAAAAAUGAACUUUGAAUCUACUUUCUUUUAACAUAAUCCAUUCAGAAGCAUAUAACGAGUUUAUAUGCUUCUGAAUCCAAGACUGAAGAAAAUCCUCAGAAAAAAAAACAGCAAAAAGUUUUGUUUUUCUUAGUUAAUUGAAAUAAUUUUGUGUCAGCGCGCUAACGUCUGAGUGUAGGCUUCAAAAAAAUAUUUGUCUUUUGACGUAAUCCUUGUGCUUAACCUAACCUCCUAAGUGGAACUUUAUUGAAAAGAAGUUAGAUAUAAAUCCCGCAUACCUUUCUCUCAUUCCACUAUAUCCUAUAGGAAAGUUACGUCUGUAUAUGGCUGCUGUGUUGAAAUUCUUGUUUUAAUAUCACAGGACUUUUUGAUCCAGAAAACUACGAGAUUCAGCUUCCUGAUUUUGAUCUCGGCUAUGUGUCAUUCUCUGGCAUUUCACCCCUCCUGAGGGGUUUCACGCUCUGCUUUUGGAUAAAGACCACUCACGAUGGUUUUUUCAUCGAAUAUAAAGUCCCCCGGGAGCAAGGUGAAUCGCUGCAAUUGGGAUGCUACGUCGGUAACGAAACCAUUAAAUUACAGCUGAAAAACACGAGGAGGUGCGGGACAAAAUAUUAUAUGUAUACAUUGUUGCCUUAAAGGGCUGAUAAAAGGAGUUAGGGUAAACCUCGAACGAGGCAAAACAAAACUUCAGGUUUAAUAGGCAGAACAAUAGCUCUGCAAGUGCGUUGUAAGAAUCUUUACAUUGCCGUGUUCAGCCAAACAAGAACGAGAAAUUCCCGAGUUCCAGCUGUCUGAGAAGUGAUUAACUGUCAACAAAUUAAUCCUGUUUCUAUUUGUAACUCAGUGCUGCCUUUGCGUAGAGUACCGGAGAUGAAGCUUGGCGCGCGGCUAGAGGUGGACACAGUGCCAUUUGUGAAACUCUUCAGACAAAUUCAAGUUCACUUUUCUAUUCCUCAUUACCUUGACACCACCCCUGAGAGUGCUCAAGGUCCUAAUAUCUCAAGAACCGCGUUUACACGCUGCCUGAAGCGGGUUGUAUCAAAAGGGUAGAGAAAAAGUAAUGAUUCGACAUAAUUAGGCACACUAGCAUACCCUCUACCGUGAAGAAGAUAGAGAGGAGACGGGGAGAACUCACUGAUAGAUUCCUAUACCACAACUGAUAACUACCACAAUUUAUCCCCAAAUGGUUGGCUCUAACCAAGGGAAUAUCAACCAGUUGAUAUUCUCUUACUCUAACUGAAUGAUUAUAUUUGAAUUUUUUUCAUAGCAAAAUAUCGACAGGCGUGGCAGAUGACAUGUGGCACCACGUGUGUGUAUUGUUGAAUAACCACGUAGGGCUGAUGGAGGUGUUCAAAGAUGGCGAGAGAAAAUAUAGUUCAUUUGGAUUUCAGUUUUCUUUUCAGAUUGAAGGUACACAGUACUUAUGGUAGAGAAAUCGCCUGUAUCUCACUCAAUAACGUCAGCAACAGUGUUAUUUCUUUGUCACUAGUUGAUUUUUGUUUUGCAUUUUUAAACUCCUUCUUUCUCGGAGUUAGUCGACUUUGAGAAAGGAUGCCGAAACAUAAACGCGGAUGUACAUAUGGCUUUGCGAUCUAAUAAUUAAGUAAUAAAUGAGAGAAGAAAAUAUUUCAUGUAGAGCUCAUUCAUGCAACGGCGUAUUCGACCAAGGAUAAUGCUACAAGGGGUCAAUAAGAAACUUAAGUAAAACCAAGUAAUUUGCCUGAAGUGCGGGAAAUCCUGAGUGACCGAUCUGAGAGGGUACGGACGGUGCCAAUCUCCUGGAUCGGUCACAGAUUAUAAUGAGGCAAAUCAACGCAAUUCUGGAUUUCUUUCGACACUCAUAGACUUCAUUCGUCUUAACUGAAACAAUGAUACAAGUUUAUGAUGAAAAGGAAACUCCCGAGGUUAUCCCUAUAAUUAGAGCAGACAUUAAAAUGAAAUCUCUUUGUUAUCACAUAAUUUCAUAGUGUUUCUCAAUCUUUCCUUCGCAGGGGGAGGAACCAUGACUAUCGGGUUUAGAAACUCUAGUGAGAAUGCGUCAAUUGCUCUGGGUACAUUAAGUGGAUUCAAUCUUUGGGGUCAUGCAAUGCCCGUUGAGGAAAUACUGCGCAUGUCAUUUGGAUGUAGCAGUGAAGAAGGUGACGUGAAGGCAUGGAAAAUGAUCAGAAAUGGGUUGCAGAAAGAAGUGGCGGUAAAAUGGUUUCGAACCUGCAGAGAUAGAGGAGGCAAGUUAUUGGUAAAGCUAUUAGCAGCAGCCCCUAGUUCAUUGUUCUCAAGUCUGAAUAAUAAAUGAGUCCUUUAGGUAACCACUUGCCCGCGUAACUAAUGAUUUUUGAGGAAGUUUUGAUAGCGGUGAAGCCACAAAAUGAAAUGGAACGAGAAAAUUGUAGUUUCUCAAUUAAAACGCCGUCGUUCGUUUUUUUUCGGCCACACCCCUUUUAUUUUAGGAUCGAUUUACGGGACUUCUAAACACGCCAGCAAAACAUUUGCCUCUUGAACAUCCUUAGAUUGAUGUAAACACUCUACAUUGAGUUCUUACUGGGCGGGUAAAUUGACUCUCACGGUGACUCGGUUUAUGACUCAGAUGAUUUCAAUGAUGAUGGCUUCCGCUAAGGUUGUCCAAACGUCAGUCACCACCACCGACAAAAGACCUUUCCAGGACUGCCCUUACCCAGACCAUCAAGCUACAUGAACAAAUGCUCGUUUUUUUUUCAGGAUAGGUGAAUGAAAAUCAUUUGCAAUGCAAAAUAGUCUCAAUUGUCUUCCUAAUGCAGGUGGCCGACUUUUAGUGGAUACCAACGUCACCAACUUCAACCAGUCCGCUAUUCUUGUGAGCCCACUAUACAAUAGAUCACGUGACUGGUAUAGUGAUUGCCUAAAAUUUCGUUAUAUGCUGCGUGGGCCUGGGAAGAAGACACUUUCAAUUUAUUGGAAGACAAAAACCUACCGUGAAAUUCCAAUCUGGAUUUCGAAUCGCAACACCGGCAGGAACUGGCUUUAUGGACAAGUUCCUUUGAACUCUCUCUCUGAGUUUCAGGUAUUUAUGCAGGAAAAGGUAAAUGAAAGCCAGAUUGGCCUGGUUCCUUCCGGUCCUCAGAUUUAUCUCCCAAGAUGUCAUUCCCUGUAAAGGACAAUAUAAACAUGUUCCUCUCGAGAAGAAUAGAUUUUUGUGUCCACGGUUUGAAAAAGGGGCAAGGGUUUCCAGGUUUUAAGCAUAGAAAAGUGUGAGAAAACAUUUUUUUGACUCAACCAGUCGUUCAUACUUUCCUUAGAAAAAUUUCUUUUCUGUAGCGUGGAGUACAGUUCCUUGCUUCGCAAUUUCCGCCAUUUUCAUGUCUGCUUUUUUUUAAUUGUUUGCGAAUAACAAGUUGGUGACCGACCAUUAUUGUGACUUUUUUCUUCUCCCUUUUUUGCUAUCGUCUAAUGCAAAAAAAAGGUGUCAAUACAAGGUAAAACAGAGACAAGGGAAGACUUGAUAGCAUUAACAGGACUGUACAUUGAGGAGGGAAACCGCUGUGAAGAAAAACCUUGGUCAGCGAAAAAAGGUAAAGUUCUAAUAGAAGCAUUCGUUAAGUGUACUUAAUCUCGGUCACAUUGUGGGGAAAAAUUUUGGGAAAGGAUGGAAAUUGAAAAGGGGUCACUUCCCAUUUUUGCCUUGUCGACUUUUCAGAGGAAAAAGGUCGUCCUCUGCCAAAAUUUGAAAAAAAGGAAGGCAAUGUAAAUUGCUAAGAGAGAGAAGGGAAAAGUAUAGCCAAUGGUGAGAGCAGUUAUCUUUUUACUUCUCCCUCCCACGGUUUUUGGGUUCGAUUCCUAAACCUUGCAUCACAGAUGGGUUGAAGUUGAUGUUGAUCCUCCGCAACGCUUCGCACGUUUAAACAAAAUAUGUCCAAAUUUUUAUUGAACGUGGGAGUGACUCUCGAAAAUUUUCUUAUUGGUAGCAAUCAAUAAAUUUUUUACUUUGGUUUUAAGGAACAUACAAACUUUAUUUAUUCUCAUCAACUUACAACUCUUUCAUCUUGUUUCAGCCUGUAGCGAAACAUUGACCAACAAGUCAGGAUAUUUCUUCUCGCCUUCAUACCCGGGACACUCUCCUUACGACAUUCUCUGUAGCUGGGUUAUUACCGUCCCACCCCGUCAUAUAAUUAAUUUGCAGUUCCAAGAAUUCAGACUCAGAGAUCACCCCACGUGUGAUAAAUGUUUUGUGGAAGUUUUUGACGGAAGUGAGAGGACAUCCUUGGGCAAGUUCUGCGGCUAUUUGUUCCCUCCAAAUUUCCUAUCUUCCUCGAAUCAUUUAACAGUCCUCUUGAGCUGCCAAGGAAAUUUGCCUUUAGCCCGAUUCAAGGCCUUGUACCACUCUGUUUCAGGUAUAUGGAAAUUAUAUUAUGGCUUUAUAUUAUAUUAUAGCGUUUUUGCUGUUAUUCUGUUGGCAAUCUGUUAAGUUGCUCAAUUUUACAGGUGCCGUCUUGAACAAAAAUGAGGUUCAAAGUUUAGAGAUGAAAUUUUUUGCUAAGUCAGCUGUAUAAGAUGUUUUCUUAGGAUGGCGUAGAUUGAUUUUGAAGGUAAUUACUUUCCCAUGACGAUUACCAGGAGUAUUCUAUAGCUAGAGCUGCUGGCUCGCUUCUGUAAGCCAUUUUAUUUCUUUUCAGAACCUUGUGUCAGGAAUUGAUUAAAAUUGUUUUCUUAAUUUUCCAGCCAACGACAAUGACGGACUUUCCUGUUCACGUCAGCAAGGUAAACAACCAUGAGACCUACUACUUAAUCUAUUUUCUAAUUAAAUGGUUUGUUGGUUUUUACUGAUAAUAUUGCUAUCGUUUGCUUUAGGUUGUCCGUCGAGCUGCAAAUGUGAAGAUUUCAGCUAUGACAAAGACAAGAGGAUUCAAGUAACUGGGGUAGACUUGCUCAGUGUUCCAAGAAAUCUUCCUUCCAAUACUGGAGCUGUGUAAGCAAUGAAAAACUAUGCGAAUAUAUAGUUCUGUUGUAUUUCUAAACCUAGUGACACCAUCUUUUUUUUGUCGCUUUUCUCAGUAAGCUGUUUUGAUAUAUUUUUUUAAUGAUUACAUUCUCUAUACGUAUUUGCUGCAAGUAUCAUAUUUUUCUCAAGGUUUUUCAAGAAUAAUCGGAUAUCCCAGUUGCAGGAAAAAGCCUUUUCAGAUCUUAAAAAGCUGGAAUAUGUGUAAGUAUAUUCCUCAUGCGUUGAUCAAAAAGUAAAAAGUUUCCGUCUGGAUUUCUUCCAGCCAAGGGUUUAAUGAACUGGCUGUAGAAUUUAACAAACUGAUAAUGUUUGUUUUUUUUUCUAGUGACAUAAGUUUCAAUAUUCUGCUUCGCCUCAGUGAAAACUGCUUUCAAAAUGUCUCAUCCGUCAAAACAAUGUAAGUAUGAUCACGCCUUGUCAAGCUGUAUGUCGCUAAUGAAAAAGUCGAGUUUCUGAACACUUCAUCUCAAGGUCAGCUGUCAUGUUUGUCUUAUUUCUCAGUUUGUUUGUUUGUUUGUUUUCAAUUCGGGUUGAAAAUCGGGAAAAAGCACUCAUGAAAAUUUUAUAGUGAGAUGUCCGACGUGCAACUUGAAACCAUUAAUAAAUGGUCUCAAUACUCUUCUUUAUACCUUAAAAAAAAUUCCUUCAAUGAAAGAAAGAAAAAGGUUCCCAGUGUUGGUUAAAUAGCUUGAGUAUCUUACGCAGACGGGAGGCGCUAGUAGUCUCUUCAGGAACUUUAUUUCACUCCAUAAGCUUUCGUAAGGGAUUGGCUCUAAGGCUAGAAUCAGAUGGUUUUGAAACUGAAUUUAAUAAUAUACCUUUUUUCCAGGCGACUAAACUCCAAUUUUUUAAGAUCUCUUCCCGACGGAGUUUUCCAUGGAAUUCCUAAUCUACUUGUUCUGUGAGUAUUUGUGUGACCUAUAAAUCUGGCGCUCAUGGCGCUUUUGCCAAUGCAGAUCGACUUUAAUUACAUUGAUCAGUUAAAGUAAUGAAAGCCAGUUGGAAAUAAAAAAUUCCUCUAUUGAGCCAGAGGAAAUGAAAACGACUAGGUUUUAUCUAUGUGUCUGAUUGGCUAAGAGGAUGGCACAAAUCUUGCUGACUAGUCACAGAACUUACAGUAAGACAAUCUCGCAUUCCUCUCCAUAACUUGAAUGUUAGUGGACAUCAAUGUGAUUUGUUUCAGUGAUUUGGGAAAAAACCUUCUACGAAAACCAAUGAAAAGAAUGCUGGACGGACUAUCAAGUAUAGAAGUUUUGUAAGUAUUAUAUUCUAAACAAAAAGUAACCCAAAUAAAUUUUGAAAUUGUCACUUUUCUCAUGAAACUAAUUAUUUUAAAAAAGAGACAGCCUUUAUCAGAAUUUUUAUUCACUUACAGGGGCUUGCGUUCAAAUCAGAUUGAGCGAAUGGAAUAUGGUGUUUUUGAAAACAAAAGCAAUAUGACUCAUUUGUAAGUAUAGUUUUCCUUCUUUCAUUUUCAGAUAACCUCUGCUCUAUCAAAUAGAAAUCUUUUUGGGUUUUGGCCAGUAAUGAUACAUACAGUUUCUUAGGGACACAACUUGAUAAGUUGUUGAAACCUGCUUCAAGUUUUCCUUUACAAAGAAAUAUAGGCCAUAAAGUAAAAAAAAAUUAUCCAGGGAUUUUUCUUUUAGGGGCCGGGUCAUGCACUAGUGAAAAAAAAAAUCAGCGUUUAUUCUGUAGAAUAAAAACAGAUGAUUUGGAAUUGAAUAUUUUCAAUCAGGUACCUCCAGAACAACAAGUUAACAACACUACCAGAGGGCCUGUUUGAAGAUCUUUCAAAGCUGAAAGUAUUGUAAGUAUUGCCAUCCAAGUUGUAGUGUUCAAUAAAGAAAUAAAUAUAUCCUGAUAAAAGAAGGAAUAAUAAUUCGGGACCUUUUUUGCACAAUCCUGGUAAUUAAUGUUCUCGAAAAGUUUUUCUCUUUUUACAUGCUACUUUUACGUUCAAGAAGAGAGAUCAAUAAUUCUGAAAUUAAAACAGGGAAAAUGUUAAGAAAAGAAACAGAUUUGGCUAGUUUUUCAGCUAAGAUCUGUACUGAUACGAUGCCUUAGAUUUAAAUUUUAUGAGAUUGCUUGGCACCUAUAAAGUCGCCGGGACUUUCGAGAAACAGACACGGCCUUUAAAAAGUCUGCAGCGGAAUUAGAAACUCCUAACUCCUGAGAUUCAGUAUGAAAUUAAUUAUUUUUGUGUAUGUUAAUUGGGGGAGUUUGGCGUUACAUCCUUCAGCUGAUAGUUAUCUAGAUUCCUGCCUCUAACAUACUUAAUUUGGCAUGGAUAUGGGUGGAAUAAUUUACACAUCAAUCGAGACACGAAGCUUCAGUGUUAGGGAAAAUAUAUAAUAGUAAAACCAACUGAUGUUCACAAAGAGGAACAACUUUCAAUACGAAAUUAUCUCCUGCAAUAUUUGAAUAACAAAAGGCGAUUUUUCGCUGUAAGUAGCGUAAAGAUCGAUUUUAUAGUCUCAUCUUUUCUUGAGCAGCUGAAAUCUACACAGUUUCAGUACGUUGUUCUGAGCGUACGACGUUUAUCUAAAUAGUCAGUUAAAACUCAAGUGAGAACCAUUUAGAUCCUCAUCAAUUUUCUGACAUUAUUCUCGACUUGAUUAUUAUUCUUAAUGCGCUUUUUCUCAGAGACUUAAGUGGUAACAAGCUAACAACAGUCACAAAGGGAACUUUCAAAGGACUCAAGUCUUUGGAACAUUUGUGAGUACACCGUUUGCUAAUUUCUGUACUUCGAGCUCAUAAGUUUGUGUAUAAGAUAUUUUAGUUGUAAGCUUGAAAUUUGUCUUAAAUCAAAUCUUUCAUUUUCUUAUAAUUUCUCUUCCCUUAUUCUUUGUUCUCUGUUCUGACAGGUAUCUCGACAAUAAUAAACUAACCGAUGUACCUUCCGAUGCAUUCAGUGAACUUGAAAACUUGGAGUAUUUGUAAGUAUUUAUUUACACUUUUUGACGUAUUAGCUUGUUUUAUUUAAGUGAAUGCCAAUUUCAGCUAAUCAGAUCAAAGGAGACACUGAAAUGAGCCCAAGGAAACUGAAGAAAACACACGCCUAGGGGCGUCCAGCGCGUGAAAUUUAUGUGCUCCUGAAUGACUGGGGAGGUGGUGCAGAUUUCCUUAACCAAUUAAAAGCAACAUAAAACAAUACCCGUGCAAUUCUGGUUUGCUUUCGACUCGUAAUCAAAAUUCCUCCGGGGAAAGAGAGAGGCAGAUUGUGAAUUCGUACUUACAACGGAAUAUUUUCGUUUAGGAAACUCGACCGCUUCAUUUUGUGUUGCUACGCUAAGAAAUCAAUUGCAGGAGUUGAUUGCAAUUCUCCAGUCGAUGAAUUUUCCAGCUGUGACGACCUCAUGAAAAACAAACCAGUUCAGGUUUGUAUCUGGAUUCUUGGAAUGCUCGCUUUCCUUGGAAACCUACUUGUCAUUAUAUGGCGUACUGUUGAUAAAGAGGAGAACAGGGUUCAGUCCUGUCUGCUGACUAAUUUGGCCGCUGCUGAUCUGUUGAUGGGCGUGUAUCUAUUAACUAUCGCUAUUAUGGACUUGAGAUGGCAAGGGGAAUACUUUAAGCAUGACAUCGAAUGGAGAUCUGGCAUGGGUUGCCAAAUGGUCGGAGCUCUUUCGAUGCUUUCCAGUGAAGUGUCUGUCCUGAUUCUCACCAUUAUAACCAUAGACCGACUAAUAUGCAUCGUCUUCCCGUUCAAGUUUAAGCGCCUUACUUACAAAACCGCCCUCCUUUCCUGCAUGGGUGUAUGGAUAUUUGGCAUAAUCAUAUCUGUGAUUCCUAUCACCGGAAUAAAUUACUUUUAUGAUGAAAGCGGAGAUUUCGGCUUCUAUAGUCGCUCUGCUGUUUGCCUUCCUCUUCAGCUUUCAGAGGGUACACCUGCUGGUUGGGAAUACUCCGUGACAAUCUUUGUUUGCCUCAACUUCAUUUCCUUCACAUUUAUCCUCGUCGCGUAUACGGCGAUGUUUUGGACGGUAAAGCGGGCUGCACGUGCAGCGCGAUCGACGAAUUUCAAAAAAGAAUCUGCGAUGGCCAAGAGACUUGUUUUCAUCGUGAUGACAGACUUCUGCUGUUGGAUGCCAAUCAUUAUAAUCAAUGUUUUAUCUCUGACUGGAAAUUUUGAGGAUCCAAACAAAAUCGCUUACGUAUGGAUUGCAGUAUUUGUUCUUCCGUUGAACUCUUCCCUGAAUCCAAUCCUGUAUACAUUUUCCACCCAGCGAACAAAACGUAGCUUAACCAAAAGAAGAAAAAAUGUAACCGGUAUGGUCAUGAAGACAUUAAACUACCGUAUGCCAGGUAAGUAAUGACAAUUAUCGGUAAAAGAAAUCCCUAUGUAAUUUAACCUUAGGUUGUUCCAGUCACCGAAAUGGUGCAGUUGAGCUGAAUCUAUCAUCACCUAUUAUCCCUCUCUCGGUUACUAAGAAAAGCCAGCCAGUUGAGUGGUAAUGCGCAAUCUUGUCGUUUCCAAAACUUUGGUGUCAGACAGAUUGUAAAAAAAGAAAACGUACAGGUAUGGUAAAUAGUGUAGGUCUGAACCUCAGACUUCUUAGUUGCCUAAGGUUUAUAUCUAAUCUCAGGUCGGAAGCAAACAGUCGAUUGGUUGAAAACAUCAGAUGAUGCGACUUUGGUUUCCAGUGUCAUCGCCUAUUCCAGUCCACUGCCAUCACAAAUGACAGAAAAACAUGAAGAGACCAUUGUAAACAUACCGUGCACGCUAAACUAA